AUGGACGACAGAGAGGACCGCCCCGAGGACGCUCUCCCCCACGAAGGGCCAGAAGCCGGGCACCCGAGGGCGGGGUAUGGGUGCCGCGGCAUGGAACACGUCAACCCGCGUGAGGGUCUGCCGCGCGUCAGCCGUGUGGUCGCGGGCAAGCUGCUUCCCCUGCCUCAGUUUCCCCUCCUGCCAGCGGGGCUGCAGAGGCGCGAGCAAGUGCAGAGCAUCCAGGGUCCCGCGCUUCGUGCGUGCGUUGUUUGGUUUGGGUCUCUCACAUCCCCUGCAGCAGGUGUCGGUGCCUCCGCGCGUGGAGGUGCCGACGUUGCCCCCUCUGUCCAUGUAGGCAUCGAAAUCGCCAAACAGAAGGGAGCAAGGUACCGGCUGGGCCCAGAGCUGGAAAUAUGCGGCUACGGAUGCUGGGAUCACUAUUACGAGUCGGACACCCUCUUGCAUUCUCUGCAAGUCCUGGCUGCCCUCCUGGAGUCUCCAGUCACUCAGGACAUCCUCUGCGACGUGGGGAUGCCCGUGAUGCACCGUAACGUCCGCUACAAUUGCAGGGUGAUAUUUCUCAACAGGAGGAUCCUGCUCAUCAGACCCAAGAUGGCCUUGGCCAAUGAAGGGAACUACCGCGAGCUGCGCUGGUUCACCCCCUGGUCCAGGAGCCGGCAGACGGAGGAGUAUUUCCUCCCUCGGGUGAUCCAGGACGUGACCAAGCAGGAAACCGUGCCCUUCGGCGACGCGGUGCUGGCCACGCGGGACACCUGCAUAGGGAGUGAGAUCUGCGAGUCUCUUCCCUCACCCGCUUCUGCCCGCAGCCCGCACAUCGCCAUGGGCCUGGACGGCGUGGAGAUCUUCACCAACGCCUCUGGCAGCCACCACGUGCUGCGCAAAGCCCACGCCAGGGUGGACCUGAAGGGCAAGUGUGUGGUGGCCGCAGGCUGUGGGCCUCCUGAGCGCGGGCGUUUCUUCCUGGGGACACGCAGCGGCAUCUACCUGCUGGCCAACCAGAAGGGCUGCGACGGGGACCGGCUCUACUACGACGGCUGCGCCAUGAUCGCCAUGAACGGCGCCGUGUUCGCGCAGGGAUCCCAGUUCUCCCUGGACGAUGUGGAGGUGCUCACCGCCACGCUGGACCUGGAGGACGUCAGGAGCUACAGGGCCGAGAUGUCCUCCCGGAACCUGGCGGCCAGCAGGGCGAGCCCCUACCCCCGCGUGAAGGUGGACUUCGCUCUCUCGUGCCACGAAGAUCUGCUGCAGCCGCUGUCGGAGCCCAUGGAGUGGAGAUACCACAGCGUCGGCGAGGAGAUCAGCCUCGGACCCGCUUGCUGGCUCUGGGACUUUUUAAGACGAAGCCAACAGGUAAGACCUCGGGGCCGCGCCCGCCGACCUCCUCCUCACUGGUUUGCGUUGAUUCUAUGCAGGCGAGUGAUUUUUUGUUUGGCUGUUUGUUUCCUUUACGAGGCCGGCUACACCCCCGAGGACCCCCGGGAGCUCUGCGGGCGCCUGCUGACCACCUGCUACAUGGCCAGCGAGAACUCCUCCCAGGAGACCAGCGACAGGGCCCGGGAGUUGGCCCAGCAGAUCGGGAGCCACCACAUCGGCCUCAGCAUCGACCCCGCCGUGACGGCCGUCAUGAGCAUCUUCAGCCUGGUGACGGGGAAGAGGCCUCUGUUUGCGGCUCACGGGGGCAGCAGCAAGGAGAACCUGGCGCUGCAGAACGUGCAGGCUCGGCUCAGGAUGGUUGUCGCCUACCUUUUUGCUCAGCUGAGCCUCUGGGCCCGGGGCGCCCCCGGUGGGCUGCUGGUGCUGGGGUCCGCCAACGUGGACGAGAGCCUCCUGGGCUACCUGACGAAGUACGACUGCUCCAGCGCCGACAUCAACCCCAUCGGUGGCGUCAGCAAGACCGACCUGCGGGUCUUCGUCGAGUUUAGCGUCCAGCCGCCCUGACUUGCCUGUCUUGUUCGCAGCAUCCUGGCCGCCCCGGCCACCGCAGAGCUGGAGCCCUUGGCCGACGGACAGGUGUCCCAGACGGACGAGGAGGACAUGGGGAUGACGUACGCCGAGCUCUCGGUCUACGGGAGGCUCCGGAAGAUCGCCAAGACCGGCCCCUACAGCAUGUUCUGCAAACUCCUGCACCUGUGGAGGGACGUCUGCACCCCCCGGCAGGUGGCUGACAAGGUGAAGCGGUUCUUCUCCAAGUAUUCCGUGAACAGACACAAGAUGACCACGCUCACGCCCGCGUACCACGCCGAGAGCUACAGCCCCGACGACAACAGGUUCGACCUGCGGCCGUUCCUCUACCACGUGGGCUGGCCCUGGCAGUUCCGCUGCAUAGAAAACCAGGUGCUGCAGCUGGAGAGGAGGGAGCGGCAGGGCCUGGACGGUGUGGAGUGACCCCGGCCUGGCCCCACGUGGAGGGCCCCUCGCCGCCAGGAUCCCACGUGGGACGGCCGCCUCGCUGGUGACCUUGGCCGGUGACCUUGAGCAGGAGCCCAGCCUCUCCCUGCCCCGGGCAGGGAGAGCAUCGAGUCCUGUUUCAUGUUUCAGGGAGAGGCUGAAACAUGAUCAGUUAGUUCCUUAAGAAAAGGCUGAAAUAAAGAGAAGGCGAUUUCUAACCCUUGAA
This is a messenger RNA of Myotis brandtii (Brandt's bat), 2614 nucleotides long. RefSeq names its product NAD synthetase 1 (gene NADSYN1). Gene Ontology annotation, cellular component: cytoplasm. NCBI's taxonomy places the organism in Eukaryota, Metazoa, Chordata, Mammalia, Chiroptera, Vespertilionidae. Gene Ontology annotation, biological process: NAD+ biosynthetic process. The transcript has 21 exons. The record is from RefSeq and is a predicted model, not a curated record. Gene Ontology annotation, molecular function: ATP binding; glutaminase activity; NAD+ synthase (glutamine-hydrolyzing) activity.